AGCCGACAACAGAGAGGAAUUUUUUUCACUUUUAGAUUUUUUCCCCUCUCUUCACUCUCCAGCAUCGUUUUCUGUUCUCAAUAAUCCCAUUUCCAUCACCAUAACAUCCAGUUUGCGACAUCUGUUUCAAUAUAUUUGAAGAUUUUGAGCUUCGUGGAGAAGCUUCGUUGAGAUUGGGUGUUCUUUUUGAGUUCCAGAAUCUUGGUGUUAGGUUGAAACUUUGCCACUUCAUGUGUGCAAUAUGUACAAUUGCAUAAACUUCAUUUGAGAAGUAUGUAACCCACAAAAAAAAGAAAAGAAAAAGGAUGUGGUUAUCCUGCGUUUUGAUAAUAUGAAGACUACACAGGGCACUAAAGAAUCAACUCAAGCUUCUCGUGAUUCGACGACAAAUGAAAAAGCGAAUGAGAAGGCAAAUGAUAAAAUAAAUACAACUGAGGCACCUAUCACAGAUUCAAGUUCUGUAUCCGCAACAAGCAAUGAUAGCAAGAGAGUGUCACCUCAAGAUAUUGAAUUUGUCCAGAAUUUAAUCGAGCGGUGCUUACAGUUAUACAUGAAUAGAGAUGAGGUGGUUAAAACACUCCUGACUCGUGCAAGAAUAGAUCCUGGAUUUACAACUCUGGUAUGGCAGAAAUUGGAAGAAGAAAAUGCGGACUUUUUCCGAGCGUAUUAUAUAAGGUUGAAACUGAAAAAGCAGAUCCUCUUAUUCAACCAUUUGCUGGAGCAUCAAUAUCACCUCAUGAAGUAUCCUAUGCCUCCCAAGGUUCCUUUGGCUCCUAUACAGAAUGGGAUUCACCCUAUGCCUGUUAAUAACUUACCUAUGGGGUACCCAGUCCUUCAGCAACCUAUGGCUCCAGUCCCAGGUCAACCCCAUAUUGAUACUAUGAGUAAUGGAAUAUCAAGUUGUCAUAUAGUCAAUGGAGUCCCUGCACCAAAAAAUUAUCAUCCUAUUCGGAUGAAUUCUGGGAACGAUGCAUUGUCAUCCAUGUCCGAGAUUCCUAUGAGUCCUACAUCUGUGGCAUCAAGUGGUCAUUUCCCAUUCUCAGCAUCAGAAAUCUCCGGAAUUGGAGCGGAUACUUCAACUCUCGAAACUCCGUUUACAUCAGAUGUUGCAAAUUCUGUGGGUUUGCAACUUCCACCAGAUGGCACGGAUGGAAAUUCCCGGGAUUCUUUCAGAUCAUUGGAUCAAAUUCAAUGGAACUUCAGCUUGCCGGAUCUAACAGCAGAUUUGUCAAAUUUGGGAGAUUUAGGAGCUUUGGGGAAUUAUCCUGGUUCUCCAUUUCUCCCCUCUGAUUCAGAUAUUUUGCUCGAUUCCCCAGAGAAUGAGGAUUUAGUUGAGGAGUUUUUCGUCGAUUCCGUCCCCGAUCCAUCAUGCUCGCAGUCGGAUGAGGAGAAAUCUUAGAUGCAAGGUUAGGCAGUCGGUGUUUCUUUUUUCACUUUGAUUAGUGGUAACUAAUAAACCUUUGCUAGAAAUUUUGUGGUGAAUGUUAUCUUCGGAUUAGAGCAUAUCUCGGACAUCGAUUGCGGUUAGCUCGUAUCCUUGUAUUAUUCCCGAGUAGAAAAGUAGACAUGCCAGUGGAGGAAUUUCUGUGCAUUGUUCUUUUGGAAAGCUCUUAAUAGUUUGAAAUCUUCUUUUACGUCUU
Molecule: messenger RNA, 1640 nt
Organism: Momordica charantia (bitter melon)
Lineage: Eukaryota; Viridiplantae; Streptophyta; Magnoliopsida; Cucurbitales; Cucurbitaceae
Source: RefSeq, a predicted model, not a curated record